Thunnus maccoyii (southern bluefin tuna) is the source of this 2527-nucleotide messenger RNA. It is a transcript of the gene dusp2, whose product is annotated as dual specificity phosphatase 2. The transcript is spliced from 4 exons. The coding region runs from base 751 to 1698 and encodes 315 amino acids. Gene Ontology annotation, biological process: protein dephosphorylation; negative regulation of MAPK cascade; endoderm formation. NCBI's taxonomy places the organism in Eukaryota, Metazoa, Chordata, Actinopteri, Scombriformes, Scombridae. Gene Ontology annotation, molecular function: protein tyrosine/threonine phosphatase activity; MAP kinase tyrosine/serine/threonine phosphatase activity. Gene Ontology annotation, cellular component: nucleus; cytoplasm. The record is from RefSeq and is a predicted model, not a curated record.
UUGAUUUCAACCCCAACAGUACACUGUGCAACUGUUGUACAUGAUUUAUUUUUCUCCUGUAGGCUAUAAUGCCACAGAUACACAGCAGAUGCUAGAUUUCCCAGCAGCGUAGUAACAAAACCAUUCAAGUCUGUUCUGACGUUUAUACAGCGCAACAUUUUACCAAGGCUAAUACGUGAUAACAUGCAUGCAUCCGGAAAAAAAACCGUCUUAUCUGGAUGGGGAAAGAAACAGAGCUAGUGUUCAGUGGCCUUGAGGUUUAAUGAAGCCCAAAUAACAAACCCAGCCUUCCCCCCUUCUUCUAGAGGCUGCAGUUUCAGGGCAGAGUACGUAUGAUUGGGUUUUAACUCUCAGGAUAACGUCAUUCAGCACAAAAACACGGGAUAACCCCAAACGACCACGUGCGCGGUUGGAAAGUCAAAUUUGACGUCAGUGUCCAUGUAAGGAAGAGCCGGGCAGACCAUAUUUGGUCGUUCCGCCUCUUGACGUCGUUCCUUCUGUGGAAAACAAGGAGGGGUCGCGGUGACUCCGCCUCUCUCCCAGCUGUUAUCAAUAAACAAGUGAAACUCUCAAUUUGAAACUGAUUUUUUACCGAGCAGACGAGAAGUUCAAGGAGUGCUCUAUAAAUAAAACAACAGAAAGUUUAUCUUUCAUUGCAUCUACGAUUGUCAAAGUAAACCUAAAUAUAUUUUAGGUUUAAAGAGCAUUGUUUGCCACGUUUAAAUUAUUUUUUAAUCCAAAUUUUCAGCCAUGACAUCAAGCAGCGAGCCUUUAGAGAUAACUGGUAGUGAGUUGGUUCAUGUCCUCAGGACCCCCAGGAACCAGUACACCUCUGCCGGGUGUGUGGUGCUGGACUGCAGACCUUUCCUUGAUUUUUCUUUCGCGCACAUCUUCGAGUCUCGAAACAUCAACUGGAACUCGAUGCUGCGCCGUAGAUCCAAGGGCUCGGUGGUCGCUCUGGAGUGGCUGAUCCCGAACAAGACGCUCCUGGGCCGGAUGCGGCGCGGGGACUUCUCCCUCGUGGUGGUGGUGGAUGAGAGCAGCCGCUCCGUGGCCGAGUUGAAGCCGGAGAGCGUGGCCCAGAUGCUGCUCACCGCCCUACAAAACGAAGUCCAGACGCAGAUUUGCUUUCUACAAGGUGGAUUUGAGGGAUUUUCAGAGGCCUACCCAGAGCUCUGUUACUACUCUGCCAGCAAUAACCUCUCAACAGUGGAACCGGAGCCAAUAGUGACAGGCCGGAGGACACCUGCAUAUGAUCAGGGCGGCCCAGUGGAGCUGCUGCCCUUCCUGUUUUUGGGCAGUGCCAUCCACUCCUCCCGCAGAGAGACCCUUGCAGCAGCAGGCAUCACAGCUGUCCUCAAUGUUUCUUCCACAUGUCCAAACUUCUACGAGGGGGAGUUUCAGUAUCUCCGGAUCAAUGUGGAGGACAGUCUGGCUACUGACAUUAGAGCUUGCUUCUCCACAGCUAUCGCCUUUAUCGAUUCAGUGAAGCAAAGUGGUGGUCGGGUGCUGGUGCAUUGCCAGGCAGGUAUCUCCCGCUCUGCCACCAUCUGUCUGGCCUAUCUCAUGCACACCCAGCGUGUCCGGCUGGAGGAGGCCUUCGACUUUGUGAAGCAGCGGCGUCAGGUCAUCUCCCCCAACCUGGCCUUCAUGGGACAGCUGCUGCAGUUUGAGACUGACGUUCUCUGCCAAGGAUGAAAAAACAUCAAGAGAAAGGAAAUUCACAUGGCUGUAGUUUUUUUUUUUUUAUUAACUCUCCUGCCGCCUGCAGGUGGUUUUGCUGGACUCAAAGCAUUAUCAGCACUCCAAUCAUCAUAUAAAUGUGUCAUUUGUACUAUCGAAACUAGUACAUUUCAGAAGCGUGUGAGCGGUGAAUCUCGGCUCCUACUUUCAGGAGAAACUGAGAAGAACUGAUACAACAAAUAGCACUUGACAAUAUAAACUGAAAUAACCACAUUAUGAACAACUUUGAUUCUGAGCCAGCAAGUUUGAGCAGCUAUCAGGUAAUUUCCCUGACAUUUUAUACGUUAGGGGAAUCAUGCCUGUGUGUGUGUGUGUGUGUGUAUGUAUGUAUGUAUGUAUGUGUGUGUGUGUGUGGUUGUGUGUGUGUGUGUCUGAUCUUUUGCAAGGACUAUCUUAUUAUCACACUGAAAGUCAUUCUUUCACAGUUACGACCACUGUGACAUGCCAUGUCUUCUUAUGAGACAACACUGUGUUAACUACUUGAGGCAAUACUGGACAAAUGUCAAGUUUUAUUGCCUAAUUUAUAAAAAUGCACUAACCACAAUUGGUGUCUAAUCAUAAAUCUAAUCCCUCUAUAUUCUGAGAUAGAUUAUACUUAGUAAAUUCAAACAGUAAGAGUAUGUUUUUACCAUGUAAAUAUACUUUUUAUUUAUUAUUUUAAUAUGUCAUGACAGUGUUGGUAUUGCUGUCUGUUUAUGCACUUUAUAUCUACAAUAAGAGGUUUGACUGAUCCCUUUUGGGGAUUUUUUUUUUCUACUAAAAUAAAAACAUGCUGGAGAAUGAA